Messenger RNA from Xyrauchen texanus (razorback sucker), 2954 nucleotides. Its product is annotated as zinc finger protein PLAGL2-like. Gene Ontology annotation, molecular function: RNA polymerase II transcription regulatory region sequence-specific DNA binding; DNA-binding transcription factor activity, RNA polymerase II-specific. The coding region runs from base 422 to 2191 and encodes 589 amino acids. Gene Ontology annotation, biological process: regulation of transcription by RNA polymerase II. Gene Ontology annotation, cellular component: nucleus. The transcript has 4 exons. Lineage: Eukaryota; Metazoa; Chordata; Actinopteri; Cypriniformes; Catostomidae. The record is from RefSeq and is a predicted model, not a curated record.
CGCGCCCCAUAACUCUGCUGCUGCAGCCUGAGGAGCGCGAGACACUCAGGCCCCGAAAAAAGAAAAAUUAGAGAAAAAAUUGGGAAAAAAUAGUAAAACAACAGAUCAAGAGGAAACAGACCGGGGACGGUGGUGUUGGGGCUCCCACGGUUGAAGGUUGAAGAUGAUGAGAACUAUUGCCACAUAAUCGGCCCCAGUCAUGGCAGGUGGGCCUGGAUGAGAGCGUGAAGGUAAACGUGGAAAAAAACCAGCAAAGCACUUACUUUUCUUUUGGGAGCCAAGGUUUCAGCACAUACAAAAGGAUAGCAGACUAUUUAAAAGAGUAUACGCUACCUUACACGCCACCGCAAUAUUGAACCAGAGCCCGGAAGGCAGGGCAGCCACGGCCGAGUUUCAAUGGCAACGGCACCCUAGGGCUGCCAUGGCAGCCACCGCCGAUGCCCCUCACCACAUUGCCACUCUGACGCUGGAGGACAAGGAACGAAGAGCCGCCACCAAAGUGUUUGGAGGUACCUCUGCAGGGAGGUCGGAAAGAGAGAUCGAGAACGAGAGAGAGAGUGAGAGGGAAGGGAGAGGCAGUGGGAACGAGUGUUUGGUGUGCGGUUCCCUCUUCAGUUCGCAGGAUAAGCUCCGGAUCCACGCUUUCUGUCACGCAGGAGCGAAACCUUUCCUCUGUUCCCAGCCUCAUUGUCCCAAGGCUUUCAGUUCCAAAUAUAAGCUCUUUAGGCAUAUGGCCACACACUCCCCACAGAAGACUCACCAGUGCUCAUUUUGUGAGAAGAUGUUUCACCGCAAAGAUCACCUAAAAAACCACCUGCAGACUCACGACCCCAACAAAGAGGCCUUUAAGUGCGAGGAGUGUGGCAAACACUAUAACACGAAGUUGGGCUACAAGCGCCACAUGGCCAUGCACUCAGCCACAGCUGGUGAUUUGACCUGCAAGGUGUGUUUGCAAAGCUACGAGAGCACACCUGCACUCCUGGAGCACCUCAAGAGCCACUCAGGCAAGUCGUCUGGUGGUGUCAAGGAAAAGAAACACCCCUGUGACCACUGUGAUCGACGCUUCUACACUCGAAAGGAUGUUCGCCGACACAUGGUGGUCCACACAGGCCGCAAAGAUUUCCUGUGCCAGUAUUGUGCCCAGCGUUUUGGGCGAAAGGACCAUCUGACACGGCACGUCAAGAAGAGCCACUCGCAGGAACUGCUGAAGAUCAAGACGGAACCUCCGGAUAUGUUGGGCUUACUUGGGACUGGUUCUCCAACUUGUGCUGUGAAAGAAGAAAUAAGCCCUAUGAUGUGUAGCAUGGGACCUAACAAGGACUCUAUGAUGGCAAAGUCUUUCCCCAGUGCCGCGCCUUUCCCCAUGGGAAUGUACAACCCUCAUCAUCUCCAGGCCAUGGCUAAUCCAGGUGUGGGCCACCAUCACUCGCUAGUUUCUGGGACUUUGUCCUCUGCCAUGGGGAUGGGCUGUCAUAUGGAACCUCCUUCAUCGCUGCACCACCAUCACCCACAUCAUCAUCACCAUCACCACCCUCACCAUCACCACCACUCCCCACCUCCGCCCCCUCACCAGCAGCCUUCCUUGCAGAACCAGCAGCAGCAGCACCUGCAACUACCGCCCAAGUACCAGCUCGGACCUACCUCAUACCUGCUGGAGAAGCCCAUGAAAGUGGAGAUGGAAAGUUUCCUGAUGGAUUUACAGAGCGGGCUCCCAGUUCCCCCGCCACCCUCGGUCGGCCCCCACUCGGCAGCUUCGCCCAAUAAGGAGGGUUUGGAACCUCCACCGGGAUUGUCAGAUGACCUUUGCGGGGACCUCCUCAUGUCCAAGAGCCCUGCUGUCAUUGCGGAGUCGUUGUGUGCUGCUAACAUGGACUUCUCUCAUUUGCUAGGCUUUCUUCCACUCAAUCUGCCACCCUACAGCGCCCCCAUGAGUUCAGGAGGACUGGUAAUGGGUUAUUCCACCUCCUCUGUGGUCUCUUCUUCUUCCUCAACAUCAUCAGCAUCCUUGCAUGCUGCCGAACAACACACUGCCACAGCUGCAGUGCCUCUUACCUCUUUGCAACCUCAACCUCAGGAACAGCCAGGUUCUGAUGGGGGCCACGGUCUCGGGCCUCUGCACCCACUCCCACCAGUGUUCAGCUCUAGCCUCAGUACGACCACUUUGCCUCGAUUUCACCAGGCCUUUCAAUGAGGUCCCCACCCCAACCCGGCCUCCACAAGGGCUCAUGGCAGAGGAGCUUUAGAGCUCCCCCUAGGGGUGGGGAGAUAGAACACUUGAACACAUAGAAGCCUUAACAAAAGCACACAAGAGCUUUUAAUAAGCCUGGAGGAAAACACGCAUAGGAAAUAUCAUGGAGGUUUUAUGUAGGCUGUCCGAAUUUUAGCUAUGAUUUUUUAAUACCCUUUUGAACCUCUCCCACCAUCCCCUCUCCUACGAUUUUCUAGUUAGAAAGCAGCAUCAGUGGGCCUUAAGUCAUGGUACUGCAUACUUUAUAAAGUUAUAAUACUAGUAGAAAAUAUAUUAAUGUAGAAAAGAUAAUCUGUCUUUGAGACUCUGAAAGACUAGUUUGAAGUGAUAUAAGAAUAUUUUUUUCCUUUCCAAAUAUGAGACCUGACUUGUUAUAUUUUCGCUGUUCUACUAAGUGAAAAGUCAGGUAAUAGUUUUUGCCCUUAAACUAAAACCGUCUUCAUGACCAGGAGGGAAAGAAUUAGUGAAGGAAAAAAGGAGUACAAUUGGUUUAAAAUGGCACAAAAGCUAUUAUUUACUGAAUAUUUCAACAACCUCAAAAGCCAUUUCAAACAUAUUAUACAGCGUACCUCAUUAGAUGAAAAUGUUAUCUUACAAAAUAAGUGUUCUUCCAGUUCUUAUAUAUUUGUAUUUGUUUUAGUACAGAUUCACUCGUCUGAAAGAACUAAGCUUAUACACAAGCAAAACAGAGGGACUGAAAAUAGAG